This is a messenger RNA of Verticillium nonalfalfae, 5283 nucleotides long. RefSeq lists its product as uncharacterized. Gene Ontology annotation, cellular component: nucleus. Bases 1 to 5283 code for a protein of 1760 amino acids. The transcript is spliced from 2 exons. The record is from RefSeq and is a predicted model, not a curated record. Gene Ontology annotation, biological process: telomere maintenance. Lineage: Eukaryota; Fungi; Ascomycota; Sordariomycetes; Glomerellales; Plectosphaerellaceae.
AUGGGGUCUGUCGAAGCUUCUACCAGGCUGCUGCAGUUAGACGAGCCUCGUCCACCAACACCACCGCGGGAAGCACGCCUCGGUGCUGACACGAACGCCGCCAAGCCGCUCUCCGUGCGUGCGGCGUCUGCAGACUCUAGGUCGAAGCUCAACACGCCGCCAGGCCUCAGCACACCCGAUCCCUCUACCAACAACACCAAUCCAAACACAAGUCGAUCAAGGAAGCGGGUUGGCUUCACUGCACUUUUGGAGGCGCCUCGAAACACACACGAUAAGAAAGGCCGAAGAUCCUCGCCGCCGUCGGCCAGCCAACCGAGGCCGGCCAAGGGCAUCCUUAAGAUAACAGCUUCUCCUAGCCCCCACGAACUGUCCUUGAUGGCAGACGAUAGCGAUCUCCUGGGUCCUGCGAAUAUGUCCGACAUGUUGGAAUCAACCGUGAGGCAGCUUGCCGGAACCGACCGAGACGCCAAGACCGAUGCCUACAUGAUGCUCGUUCGCGCUCUGCAAGCUUCCAACAACUUGCCCGACAGAGUGGCCCUGCAAAGCAAGAUGGGUCUCUUUGUACAGUUUAUUCAGCGUGACAUUGUCGCCAAAACGCCUGCUGGCACUUCUGAUUCGCCUCUUGUCAGCAAGGCCCUCACUCUUCUCGACACUUUUCUCUUCUUCCCAGCGAUUGCUUCAACGAUACCCAGCGACUUUGGCAUUUUCAUUGUUGACCAUUGCAUUCGAUCAUUCGAAGACCCCGCGCUACCCAAGGAUCUGGCACGGCGCCUGAUGCACGUUAUGGCAAAGCAGGAUUUCCCCCUGAGGGUCAUGACGUCCGACCGCAUCAAGAGGCUGGUGAGCGCGCUACACGCCAUGGAUGGCCCUUCAAGGGGCAAGAUGGUCGUUGUUUCCCGCCUCAGGAUCUACGCUCGCCUCAUGAUACAGACCAAAGCGUACAUGACCGUGCAUACCGAGUGGCUCAACGAUGUCUUGACAGACAUGUUGAGCAGCGUUAAAGACGUCAGAAACUCAGCUAUCAAACUCGGGUUCGAAGCAUCCUUUGUGUUUGGGAGAGAAAAGCUUCUUCAGCGCAAGUUCAUGGACCUCCUUGAAAUGUCUAUCGAGGAGAUGACCUACAUCGAGUGGUACCACGCACAGCUUCAAGAAAUGAUCAAGGGUGAUAGCCAGGACAAGGCCGCCGUCCCCAAGAUAUGGAGUGUCAUUAUCCUUCUUCUUCAAUACCCCCUCAACAAGUGGCGUUACUUCAACCCCUCCCUAAUGAUUAUCCAGAAAUGCUUCAACGUCGCCGAGUCGAAUCGCGAGGCCAAUUACGCCUGGAAUCGCUAUGUCUACACGGCGCACCUCGACGAACCGACUUUCCACAAGGUCCUACCGACUCUCUUCAUGCCGCUCGCCAGCCAGCUGAGCAAAUCAACUGUCUCGCCGGUGAAGCGUGAGCUUGUCAUGGGUGGUUUGUGUAACCUCUACUACUACGCUUUCAAACCCAAUACAAACCCAGCCCACCUUGACGCCUACUGGGACGUGAGCGUCCAACCUCUCACAGAUGCCCUUGUUCCAUCGGCAAAUAUCCCUGACACGCUGGACCUCCAUCUUCAACGUGCGACAGCGAUCUUGAUUGGCUUGCUAGACUCCUCCACCUUGCGUAUCUGGCGGGAUGACCGUAUCAAGGACAGCCCGACAGCGAAGCCCGAAGAGCUGCCCGUGAUUGAUUCCAAAUGGGUCCGACGCAACGCCCCACGAGUCUUCAAGGUCAUCAGCCCGAUAAUGGACAAGCACUUUUGUCAACUAGCAGAUCGAACAAGCUCGAUCCACAAGCUCUGGCGAGCAUUGGUGGGCUCAGUCGCCUUUGCGGCAUCCAAAGAGAUCAAGGUUUCGACCGACACCGCUACAUUCGUCUCUGAGAUGUUCGGCCUGCUUCUGAAGCACUGGCAGACUGGCAUUUCAACAGAAGGAGACACGACUGAGACAGCGCGGCAAUUCAUUCGUGCUGUGCAGGAAAUGGUCCUGACGGCAGUCGAAUCCCUUGGCCUACUACCCUUUACCGAAAAGAUGAUCUCCCUGGGACGACUGAGCAGCUUUAUUCCCGUUGCCACCCCAUCUCAUCGGCCUGGGAAGAACCUCGGUGAUGUGCGUUCGCCACUACAGCAUCUUUUCGGACUGUUCUCAAGACUGCCACCAGGCAUCCCUGACGACGAAACCUACCUCGAAUUUCUGCGCGCUGUUUUCUCGCCCUUCUUUUCGACCACCAAGUCGGCCAAGACUCGGUCUGAGCUCGCCACAGAGAUGCUGCAGGCUGUCCCCAUCUGGUCUCCCACCACAUCUUUCUACCCUUAUGGACCUUGGGUGCUCGCUUCGGAAAGCAUGAUCGCCGCAAUGAGUAUAUCACAAAGCAGCAUUCAGACCACCAGCUCGAGCGGCGAUAUCAUUCUUGGACACGAGUACCGAUCCAUUGCCAAAAUGCUUGAAAGGGGGUGGAAAGAGACACCUAAUCUGCCACUCAAUUACUGGAAUGAGUUGUAUACAGCCCUAGCUAACCGUGCGGUUGAAGAGGUUGGCGAGCCUGGCAAGGCCAUUGGUGUGAUCGAGCCAUUAGCCAAGAUGAUCAGGGAAACUCUUCCCGCUGAUUCGUCUAUGGCUUUGCCACCCAAUGCCUUCCGUGUUGCAACCGAGCUACUUUCUUCAGCAAACCAUCCUCAAGAUCGACAUGCUCUGGAGGCAGCACGGCGCCGCGUAUGGGGGACAGCUGUUACCGGGUCAAGAGGCCCAUCGUUCGACCCUUUCGACCAUCUUUAUCAGCUCGUUGACCAUCUUUUGCUGCACUUUUAUGCCCUCGGCAGCUUGGAAGGUCUCGCUGAGGUCGCCACGCCUUUCUUUGAGGAAAUUUCCGACUUUUUGCUCCGUUGCAACCCAGUCCUUGUCCUCCGCACAAUCACCAACCUGGAGAGCGGCAUCUCGGUCUGGAUUCAGGACCAGCAAGGUAUUUUGAGCAGUCGUCGUGAUGGGGCUCAAACCGAAGCUGUCAAAAAACUUUGGACUACGGUCUGCAGCACGAUACUCUCCGGGGAACAACCUCAACUUGAAUCUUUUGAGAUGCUGCUCUGCGCUGGCUUCGAGAGCAAACACCGCCAAAUCGUGAACACUGCCGCUGAAGCGUGGAACCGCGUUUUUGAGGCUGCUGGUGAUGUACAAUACCCGGAAAGGCUGAAGGCUGUGCUCCUCUCCUCCCAGUCAGUUCUCGACCUGGUUCUUCCCGGCCUCCAGAUUCCCAGCAUACCCUCCGAAUCCCACAACCGAUCUUUUGUCGACUCCCAAGUCGACGUGCCGGCAGCGAUGCCGUCGUCUUCGCGAUCGUCUCGCCGGGGCGUUCUGACUUCAUCAUCAAAGUCUCGCCAGCUAGCGUCUUCGAGUCCAGCUAGGUUGAACUUGGCGGCAAAACAGCCAUCAAGCAGUACCCCGAAAAGGACACGAAGCAGUGCCCGAAGCACGCCGAAGUCCCGACUGAGGCACGACGACUCGCAGCUUCACUUCACGCCCGUCGAAUCCUCGCCACUCGCUGGGGCCCAGGAAUCCCAGAUUUUGACGGAACGACAGCAGGAGGUCCGGGAGAGGCAGAAGGAUGCUGUCGCUAUCUUCCCCGGCCUCAGGAGCAGUCCUCUGAAGCACGAGGCGGCGGCGGCCCAGCAGUCAUCGUCCAAGGUGACUGCAGCCGAAUCACGUAAGCAAAGACAACGAGAUGUUACGCCUGAGGGACGCGUAGAGGAGGAGGAAUAUGUUAUUUCCACCCCCACUCCUCGGCGUGGUCAGGCGCUAGCCAUGAUCGCCGACGACCAGGACAUGACCGACCCUCCUUCAUCGCCACCAGAGCCUCGCCCAUUCCCCCUGUUGCCGCAUCUCAAGACUCGUUCCAGCCUCGGCGAGGUCGACCAAGAUUGGCCGAUGAGCUCGUCUCCUGUGAACGGAUCUCCAGUCGUCAGAAAGGAGCACGCCGCAGCCAACGAGAUCCCUAUUCUCGAUAUUACUGGCGACGAAAACCACAACCCAUCAAGUCUCGACACGCACGGCUCGGAAAUGGUCAUUGACGAUUCCUUCCAGAUGGAAGUCGUUCCAUCCAGUGUCGCUUCAGAGGCAAGACUACCAACACACAGGAAGGAAGUGGUGGUCAUUGACGACGACGAGGCCGAGGAUGAUGACGACGAGCCGUCGACGCCCCGAGCCCGAGAUGACGUCGAUGAUGUCAAAUCCGAUGAGCCUGACGUCUUUGUCGAUGCGUUGACGAGUCCCCAGCAACCCCUGACCCGCUCGGCGAAGAAGGCGCUCGAGCGCCAAGCUGACGCGGAAAAGGACGGCUCCUUCAUCAUGAGCGACGGCGACGAGAACAGCAUGCUGCGGCUCGUCGUUGAGCUGGACUCGCGCCGUUGCAAGCUGCCCAUCAACCGUCACCCGGCCGAGUCCCCGUCCAAGCACGAGGACGUUAAGGAGGUCUUGGACUGCAUCACGGUCGUCGCGCCCGAGGAUGGUGAAGACGAGGAAGACGAGGCGCAGGAGAAGCCCCGCCGCAAAUCAAAGUCCAAGUCCCGCUCGCCAGGUCGUUCGCAGAGCGUCGUGGAAAUGUCCGCGCCGUCCUCGGCGAGUGAAACCUGCAGCAAGAAGAAGAAGCGCAAGAGGUCCGCGGCCGCGAGGGAGGAAUCGACCAACAAGAAGGCGAAGCCGAGCCAGGAGGGCCUCCGCAGCCGUCAGACGUCGGUCCUCACGGAUCGCUCGGCGGCCUCGUCGUUCUGCUCCGACAGCCACGCCGGCGACGCGGAAGGCCCGUCCUCGCCGGGACACCCCUCGACGCCUGCCAAGGAGACGCGCACCCGCAAGGCCUCGGUCACGCCCCGGCGCCGCAGCCGCAGGAUCUCCAGCGACGAAAAGGACACGGACACGGAGCUCGAGUCGCAGCUCGCGGCCGAACAGAUCGCCGCCAGCCGCAGCCAGUCGCUCGCUGUCGAGGAGGCCGUUACUCUCUCGACGUCGGUGUCGCGGGAGGCUUCGAUGGACCUCAGCCACGACGUCACGCCUCGCGCUUCACAGUCCGUCGCUAUACCGACCGUCGAGGAGAACGAGGAGCAGGACAAGGACGAGAGUCAGAAGCCCACCAUGCUCGACUCGCUGACCGGCGUCCUGGCGCAGCUCAAGUCGGCCACGCUCUCGCGAGACGAGGUCUACAAGAUGGAGGACGUCCUCAUGGAUAUCAAGAGGGAACUCUUUGCCGCCGAGAAGAGGGGAAGGGCAUGA